GAGGGCGGAGAGGCCGGAAGUGGUUGUGGUAACCCGGAAGGGGUAUCCUUCCCUGGCUUGUGUUGUUGUUUUCAAGCUGCUCCUGCUUCUGCGACUAAGGGAACCAUCGCGGAAGGAUGGUGUGCGAAAAAUGUGAAAAGAAACUUGGUACUGUUAUCACUCCAGAUACAUGGAAAGAUGGUGCAAGGAAUACCACAGAAAGUGGUGGAAGGAAACUGAAUGAAAAUAAAGCUUUGACCUCAAAAAAAGCAAGAUUCGAUCCAUAUGGAAAGAAUAAGUUCUCCACUUGCAGAAUUUGCAAAAGUUCUGUGCACCAACCGGGUUCUAAUUACUGCCAGGGCUGUGCGUACAAAAAGGGCAUCUGUGCAAUGUGUGGGAAAAAAGUGUUGGAUACCAAAAACUACAAGCAAACGUCUGUCUAGAUGUAUUGAUGAAGAUUCUGUCUUUCUGUAUGAUUUUGCUUUCUGCUUUAAAUUUUCAAGGCAUAUCACAGAUGUUCAAGUUAUAAAAUAACAUGUUUUAAGACUAUUAAGGUUAAGCCAGGGAAGUUGAUUCAUUCUUUUGCUCUCUAGAAGUUCUGAAUAGCAACAAUGGAACUAAUCUGCCUUACAAGCAUCUUAUUGAACUAGAAUAAGAGGCAAAUUUAACAACAACAAAAUAUUUUCCCAGUUCUGUAACACUUUUUAUUUAACAAUAUUCAUAUAAUUGUUAUUAUCCGCUCCCUCUACUUUAUACUUACAUAUAUUGCAAAAGUGAAAAGGGGAUUAUUGAUAUUUCCUCAGAACUUGGCAUUAGGAUUUGUAAAUUUCCCCUCAUUCCCUUGUUGGUUGCCUAGUUCUUAGAAUCAGCAGUCCCUUAAUUAAUUUCAGCUUCACAAGGUAUUUAAUUAUCUGAGACCACAAUUGCUGAAUGGUUCCUUAGAAAUUAGCCAAAACCCAAAUCAAACACAAGUUCUAUUUAUGAUAUUUAAAAAUUUGUUCUUGAAGCCAUAGUGCUUUCAUAUGAGAAUAAGAACACAAGGGAUACUCCAUAUAUAUACAAAUGAAUACACUGGAUUUCAGAAAGUACAUGUUACACACAUAACCUUGAAUUUACACUAUUACGAAAGCCAGAAGAACAGUGUUCAUUAUGACAAUGUAUGAUAGAAAUGAAUCACUACUCUUUGGGAAGGUUUUUGAAGCAAAAAUGAAACUUCUUUAACCUUUCCCCCCCAAAAGAAAGAAAUAAAACAAAGCAAACAUUUUGAUUCUCAACAUAUAUAUCUUCAAAGAAAGA
Messenger RNA from Eptesicus fuscus (big brown bat), 1275 nucleotides. RefSeq names its product CXXC repeat containing interactor of PDZ3 domain (gene CRIPT). Gene Ontology annotation, cellular component: dendrite. The record is from RefSeq and is a predicted model, not a curated record. Gene Ontology annotation, molecular function: microtubule binding; PDZ domain binding. Gene Ontology annotation, biological process: cytoplasmic microtubule organization. The transcript has 5 exons. NCBI's taxonomy places the organism in Eukaryota, Metazoa, Chordata, Mammalia, Chiroptera, Vespertilionidae. Bases 117 to 422 code for a protein of 101 amino acids.